UCCCCACCUCUGAAAAAAUCACAAAGCAACACACACACAGAGAUACAUAUACAUACAUACAUAGACACAAACACAUACAUUCUAACAUAUCUAUAAUCUGAAAGAAGAUGGGUUCCAGUGAAGUCAAGCCGUUCAAGAAGAAAGAAGGGAGUGUGAUCCCGAAGGAGAGAGAGCUGGUGAAGACUAAAGUCGUCAAAGCCAUUUACUCUUUGAUCCGUCCCUCAUGCGAUGGUAUUCAGGGUUCUGAGCCAUCCCGCGACGGCGACGACAAGCGCGUGUACCCCACUCUCCCCUGACCGGUCGUUUUUAUGGUGGUUUUGAAGAUACGAAUUUGGGUGGCAGUGACAUGAUCUUCAAUGGGUUCUUCUCCUUCCUCUGUUUUUUUCUUUCGUUCUGUUGUUUAUAAGCUUAAUGUGUCUAUGUUUGUUUUUUUCUGUCUUCGAUGGAUUAAUAUCUAUAAUUUGCUAUGUAAACAAGUAGUACUAUAUUUGAUCAUGAUGUUUGUGAUUAAUUAUGGUACUACACUACUACUAGACAUUUUAAACAUAUUCUGAUUUUGUAUUCCUUUUUACAUUUUAAAAGAAAGCAUGCUUUGUGUUUAUUGUGAUUA
Molecule: messenger RNA, 610 nt
Organism: Camelina sativa (false flax)
Lineage: Eukaryota; Viridiplantae; Streptophyta; Magnoliopsida; Brassicales; Brassicaceae
Source: RefSeq, a predicted model, not a curated record